Messenger RNA from Acanthoscelides obtectus, 294 nucleotides. The record is from the annotation of a GenBank genome assembly. NCBI's taxonomy places the organism in Eukaryota, Metazoa, Arthropoda, Insecta, Coleoptera, Chrysomelidae.
AUGGAUCAAAUGUAUUAUGGAUUAACCAGAAAAGAUUUGCGAUCCAUGGCUUUUCAGCUGGAUCCACGCAACAGCCUUCCACAUCCAUUUUCAUUUUUACGGGAAUCAACCGGAAAAGACUGGUUGUAUGGUUUUAUGAAAAGGCACAAAGCUUCUUUGAGCAUUCGAAAAACAACUGGCACUUCUCUAAAUAGAGCUCUCGGUUUUAAUAAGGAAGACGUCAAUGAGUUUUUUAACCUGCUUGAGAAACUUAUGACAGAAAACAACUUUCAUUGUGAGGAUUUACAAUGUUGA